Molecule: messenger RNA, 3824 nt
Organism: Neolamprologus brichardi
Lineage: Eukaryota; Metazoa; Chordata; Actinopteri; Cichliformes; Cichlidae
Source: RefSeq, a predicted model, not a curated record
CGGUCAGAUACGGGUGGUCUUUGACUCUAGUGCCGAACAGUCUGGUGUGUCACUCAAUUCAGUGUUAUUAACGGGCCCUGAUCUCAAUAACACCCUCCUUGGUGUCCUGAUUCGGUUUAGGAAAGAGCUCAUUGCAACCACUGCUGACAUUCAGCAGAUGUUUUACGGGUUCCUGGUUAGACCAGACCACAGAGGCUAUUUGAGGUUCCUGUGGCACAAGGACAAUGACUUGUCAAAAGAGGUGCAGGAGUACCGCAUGCGGGUACAUGUUUUUGGUAAUAGCCCGUCACCAGCGGUAGCCAUCUAUUGCCUUCGAAGAGCCAUCCAGGAAGGUGAGGCAAAGUUUGGAGCAGACACAAGACACUUCGUCAAGAGACACUUCUACGUCGAUGACGGGCUGAUUUCGGUUCCCACAGAGUCUGCAGCCAUCGAUCUGCUCAGGCGCACAUGUGCAUCCUUAGCUGAGUCUAACCUCAAGCUCCACAAAAUCGCCUCGAAUAGUGUCUCAGUCAUGCAAGCAUUCAAGCCAGAGGAUUUGGCCUCCGGCAUCAAAGACUUGAGUCUCGGCGACGAUGCUUUACCGGCCCAGAGAAGUCUAGGAAUGUGCUGGGACAUUAACACUGAUUCAUUCACCUUCAAGGUAGCUGUCAAUGACAAACCCUAUACCCGCCGCGGGGUUCUCUCAGUGAUUAAUAGCAUCUUUGACCCCUUGGGACUAGCAUCGCCAGUGACAAUCAAAGGCAGACUCUUGUUACGCAAAAUGUCAAAUGGAGUCCAAGAUUGGGAUGCUUCUCUCCCCCAAGAGGAGAUGGACGCAUGGGAAACAUGGAAAAUGUCCCUCCAAGAUCUGAGCAGCCUAAGAGUGCCGCGCUGCUAUGUACCAGCCUCCCUUUCCAUGUCCACUUACACUGAACUGUGUGUCUUUAGUGAUGCCUGAAGCUGGGCUAUUGCAGCAGUAGCAUAUUUGAAAACAGUCAAUGCAGAGGGACAAUGUGAAGUCGGAUUUGUGCUUGGCAAAGCAAAACUUUCACCCCAACCAGAACCGACAAUACCUCAUCUUGAGCUUUGUGGAGCAGUUCUAGCGGUGGAGAUGGCGGAGCUCAUUCUGGAUGAACUUGAUCAUAAACCAAACACUGUCAAAUUCUACUGUGACAGCAGCGUGGUUCUUGGGUACAUUUGCAACAAUUCAAAGCGCUUUUAUGUCUACGUACAUAAUCGAGUUCAUCGUAUAUGCAGGUCCACAUCCCCUGAACAGUGGCAUUAUGUUACAUCAGAGCAAAACCCAGCAGAUCUAGCAACCAGGUCAGUACCUGCAUCGCAGCUCAUGGACACUAUGUGGUUUAAGGGACCAGACUUCCUUUACAAACUACAUGAACCAGAGACACAUGAAUCGUUUGAGCUGAUUGAACCUGAAGUGGAUGCUGAAAUCCGACAAGUUAGUACUUUUGUUACUCAGAUUCAGAAGAGCGGAUUCACACCAGAACGCUUCCAACGCUUUUCAAGCUGGACCUCACUGGUACAUGCCAUUGCCUUCUUAAUUCACCAAGCUCGUUCUCACUCAUCAAGCAACUCGUCAAAUCAUUCAUGCAGGGGCUGGCAUAAAUGCAGAGAACCACGCACUCCAGAGGAGAUGGAUGCGGCCAGUAACCUCAUUCUCCAGUCUGUUCAAAGGGACGCUUUUCCUGAUGAGUAUGCUGCUCUACAAGCCAAUCAAACCAUCCACGCCUCUAGCCCCAUUCAUGGGUGACGACCUCAUCAAAGUUGGAGGUCGCCUCAAACAUGCUUCAUUGGACCCGACGUUAAAGAAUCCAAAAAUUCUGCCAAGCAAGCAUCAUGUGUCAAAGUUGCUUGUCCUGCACUAUCAUGCUAAGGUUGUGCAUCAAGGAAGGCAGUUCACAGAGAGUGCAGUUAGGCAAGCUGGACUGUGGAUUCUAGGCGGCAAAAGACUGGUCUCAUCCAUUAUCCACCGUUGCGUAACAUGCAAGAAACUCAGGGGGAAACUAGAGACUCAAAAAAUGGCAGAGCUCCCACCUGAAAGACUUGAAACAUGCCCUCCAUUUUCGUAUGUCGGGUUGGACGUGUUUGGCCCAUGGUCAGUGGUUACUCGACGCACACGAGGUGGCGCAGCACAAAGUAAGAGGUGGGCGAUACUUUUUACGUGUAUGACUACAAGAGGUGUACACAUCGAAGUCAUUGAAUCUAUGGACACUUGCAGCUGCAUAAAUGCAAUACGCAGAUUCUUUGCAAUAAGAGGCCCAGCCAAACAAAUGCGGUCAGACAGGGGCACCAACUUCAUCGCAGCAAGCGUGGAGCUUGGCAUGGCACAACCAAACAAGAACCCUCUCGACAUUGUCAACCAUCUUCAUGCCAAUGUUUGCACAUGGGAGUUCAACCCCCCGCAUGCUUCUCACAUGGGGGGCGUCUGGGAAAGGAUGAUUGGGUUAACUCGCCGAAUAUUGGAUUCUAUGCUCUUGCAGAACAAACACACCCGUCUGACACAUGAGGUGCUUUGUACCCUAAUGGCUGAGGUAUCGUCUAUAAUCAAUGCAAGGCCCUUGGUCCCUAUUUCAACUGACCCUUCCUCACCAUUCAUACUCUGUCCUGCAAUGAUACUGACCCAUAAGCAGGGCGUUCCUUCUCCACCAGGAGACCUUUGUGGAAAAGACUUGCUCAAGAACCAAUGGAAACAAGUGCAAGCACUCGCCAAUGGUUUCUGGAGUCGCUGGAGAAACGAAUAUCUCAACACCCUCCAAUCAAGGCGCAAGUGGCAUGGAACACACCGCAAUCUUCAGUCAGGUGACAUUGUGUUGUUGAAACAAAAUCAAGCACCCAGAAACUAAUGGACAAUGGCUAUCAUCACAGCCACCUUUCCAAGCAGUGAUGGGAAGGCCAGAAAGGUUGAAGUGAGGACAUCUUCCCAGGGAGUCUCAAAGACUUACCUGCGUCCCAUUUCGGAUGUUGUUGUGCUCUUAGAAAAGGAAGUGACUGAUAAAAAGUUGUAGUGGCAUCAGUAAUGCCAGGCGGGGAGUGUUCUGUCCCAACUAAAAGAUUAAAAAAAUGGUUCAUAAUAAUUUAGUGAUAAAAUGUCAUAUUUCAUCUGUGGUAAUUUAUGUUAAAAAAGAGAGUCAUUUAGUUAAAAAUAUGUUCUAUACAAUCAGCAUUAGUUUUUCUGUACCUUAUUUUGAAGGAGUAAUCUGUGUUCGCAAUGCAUUGUGGGAAGCAGACGCUGCAGUCAGUUGGGAAAAAGCAUUGUACAGAAAACCUGCCUAUCUGUGUUUAAACUUCAUCUCCUGUGGCCUGAAUCUUUAUAUACACCAUCGAAAGCAAUGGCUGUAAGUUUAUUACAUGUUCUGGUUUGUUUUAUAUGUUUAAAACAGCUGAUUUAGAGAUUGUUUUGUGAAUGUGUUUGUGCCAGGAAUUAGCCUUAUCCCAGAAGCGGAUUUUGCUUAGAGCAUGGUCUAUUAACAUAGCAAUGAUGCUAGCGAUCUAAUUUGCAUAUCAGAGGAUUGCUAAAACUACUGUUUAUCAUUACUUAGCAGCUAAGACUAACUUUGAUACAUGUUUUCUGUCACUAACUAUUUCUUUUGUGCAUUUAUUUCACAAUGUCAAAGAGCUAAAGGAUAUUUUAUUUUCUGGUUUAUUUUUUAGUUUCACUCAACACUUUCAUCGAGCUAUUCAAGCCACAGUUGUAAAAGAUUGUAAGCCGUCGAGAAGACUGUAAUAAAGGAGCAAGACGCUCAGUUUCCUGGCUCAUGAAAAUUGAGUUUGGCUUGCUGUCGACCUGCGUUAACAUACACAGUGUAUCCAACACAUAGCGAUAACAG